Molecule: messenger RNA, 2490 nt
Organism: Conger conger (European conger)
Lineage: Eukaryota; Metazoa; Chordata; Actinopteri; Anguilliformes; Congridae
Gene: glis3
Product: GLIS family zinc finger 3
Exons: 8
Coding region: 1-2436 (811 amino acids)
Biological process (GO): regulation of transcription by RNA polymerase II
Cellular component (GO): nucleus
Molecular function (GO): RNA polymerase II cis-regulatory region sequence-specific DNA binding; DNA-binding transcription factor activity, RNA polymerase II-specific
Source: RefSeq, a predicted model, not a curated record
AUGAACGGGGUGACCCCGUCCAGCCUCCCCCUGUCCCUGAGCGUGAUCUCUGGCCCGGAGGUGCCCCCCAUCAGGGUGCAUGACUGCUCCCCGCCCCACCGCACCACGGCCAGCCCCACCAUCGCCGCAGCUCUGCCCUCGCCCAACUGCGGGAUGUAUAGGAACCCCACCCUGCUCCCUACCCUGGGCCUUAGGAAGAAACUGCUGACCAACGGAAAGGACCUGAACAUGCUCAGCGUCCCUCCGCUCCCGCGGAAACAGGCGCCCGCUCUUCCUGUUCCCAACUCCUCCUCCCCCACUCAGAAGCUCCAGUCACAUUUCUCAGGCAGUUAUGUCAAAGGUAACCCCUCUCUGGGACCCUGUUACCGGAUGUUAGGGCAUCAUGGGGGUGCUGCAAACCUGAUGGUGACCAACAGCCCCAUGGCAGGACACAGCACUGGGCCCCUCCAGCCUGGCCAGGCCAACGUCACAGGUCCCCAAGCCCCAUACUGCCUUGCGCACACCGGAGACCUGGCCCCGCCCUGCACCAAUGCCAGGUCAGUCCUAUCCAGGGAGUCCCUGGCAUCUACCACCCUGAGCUUGGCAGAGAGCGGUCGGCAGGAAUGGCCUUAUGGGUACCGUGUACUACCACCCCUGCCUGUCCAGCAGGACUCCAACCAGGGGAGUGGGGGCGGGGAGCGGUCGGGCGCGCGCCCCAACAGCGGCAGGUCCGGGGCCACCAGCAUCUCCAACUCCGCCUCCCUGCCCUCCUACCUCUUCAGCGGGGAUGCGGCCAGCGGUUCCCUGGUGCCCAGCCCCCGCCUCUCUGCUCGCUCCAAGAAGAGGGCGCUGUCCAUGUCCCCUCUGUCGGACGUCAUGGCCCUCGACUUCAACUCCGUGAUCCGCACCUCUCCCACGUCGCUGGUGGCCUACAUCAAUGGCUCGCUGCAGUCCCCGGCCCCCCGCCCCGCCCUCUCGCCCCUGCAGCCCGAGGUGUACGGGCACUUCCUCGGAGUGCGGGGGAGCUGCAUACCGCUGGCCACCCCUGGUCGUAUCAGCCCCGGCGCCUCCGCCCUGCCCAGCCCGGCGCUGGCUCUGCCCGCCCCUGUCGGUGACUGCCUCCGCAUGCAGAGGCUGGAGCUGAGGGGGGCGCUGGAGAGCAGAGCACAGCUGGUCAACAUGAUGGUCCAGCACCAGCAUUGCUCUCUACCGUCGUCAUCUACAGAGCAGAAGAACACGCCUGCCGAGGCCUUCCCCGCUGCUUUACCGCAUCGACAGCAGGAACUGCCCAUUUCCAGGAUCCCCACCCCUACCCCAUCCCCUCCCCUGGGCCCUCCGCCACCGUACCACUCCCACCAACACCUGCAUAGGCCGCAAAACAGCUUCCUGGAGCACUGUCAGAUGCCUUCAUCCGACCUGCUGCUGCCCCCGGGGCUCGCCUCCGACCUGCACUCCCUCCCUCCCUGCCCCCCGCUGGAGGAGGAGCCGGAGGGGGAGCCCGAGGACGCCAGCAGGGGGCACUGUUGCCGCUGGAUGGACUGCAGUGCCGCUUACGACCAGCAGGAGGCCCUGGUCAGACACAUCGAGAAGCUGCACAUUGACCAGCGCAAGGGCGAGGACUUCACCUGCCUGUGGGCGGGGUGCCCACGCAGACACAAACCCUUCAACGCCCGCUACAAACUCCUCAUCCACAUGAGGGUCCACUCCGGAGAGAAGCCCAACAAGUGCACGUUUGAUGGGUGUCGGAAGGCCUUCUCUCGCCUGGAGAACCUGAAGAUCCAUUUCCGCAGCCACACCGGGGAGAAGCCGUACCUGUGCCAGCACCCGGGCUGUAACAAGGCCUUCAGUAACUCCAGUGACCGUGCCAAACACCAGCGUACACACCUCGACACUAAACCUUACACAUGCCAGAUCCCAGGUUGUGCAAAGCGCUACACGGAUCCCAGCUCCUUGCGAAAGCAUGUGAAGGCCCACUCCUCUCGAGAGCUGCAGACCAGGAAGAAGCUGAGGUCCAGUUCAGAAGUGGAGCAGGAUGCGCUGACAGACUGUCUCACCAUCCAGCCCCUGCAACUCAACACCUCUCCCCAGGACACGGGGGUCAGCCUCCUGGAUCACUCCCCAGGACCAGCCCAUGACAUGUACACAAGUUUCAGUCCUCAGGCCCAGACGGUCUGUCCGCUGCCCUAUAGUGCAGCGGCCACACCAGAAAAGCCAAGCCCCUCCUGUGACAUGAGGUUCCCCAGCGUUCAGGAUGCCCCUCCCCCAGUGCCCUCUCAGCACGGGCUGGAUGCCUUUCGUAACACUCUCACAGGUAUCGCAGUAUAUGACCUCCAGGGAGGAUACCAGGAUUUUUGGGGGUAUCCGAUGCAGGGCGUAACAGAUGACAGCAGCUUUCUGCAGGUCACAGCAUUGGACCGCUGCCCCAGCCAGCUCUCCUCCAUCUAUACUGAAGGAUGACAGCUUGGACCUGCAAACCGUAUACCAAAAGCGUACACUGUCUGCACCAUUUAA